Messenger RNA from Batrachochytrium dendrobatidis JAM81, 969 nucleotides. RefSeq lists its product as uncharacterized. The record is from RefSeq and is a predicted model, not a curated record. The transcript has 2 exons. NCBI's taxonomy places the organism in Eukaryota, Fungi, Chytridiomycota, Chytridiomycetes, Rhizophydiales. Bases 1 to 969 code for a protein of 322 amino acids.
AUGUCUGAAGAUAACUGCUGGAAAUGGAACGAGUUUGUGGAAAUAGGAAACACUAUACACAGGAUGAGAAGGCAAGUUCGUAUUCUGCAAGCAAAAUAUGCUCUCGGGAUUGCCAACCAGUUGAUUGAUAACGGUUUUAUUAUAGACUUGCCCAUCAAAGAUCAGCAACUCUAUGAAACUCUUUUACUCAAAAUAGCAGAGUAUCUGGAUGGAAACGCCGAGGCAGGUCUUGACGAAGAUCUCUUUGAUAUUACAUUUUCUCCAAAAAAGAGCGGAAUCCAAACUGGAUUCACUUGUGAUGUCAACAAUGGAACUCAAAGUGUUUGCUACUACAUCAAGACGCAUCAGUACGGAUCAACAGAAGACAAUAUAAAAAGUAUCAAACCACCAGAUACAAAGGAGCUGUUUGUCUACAAGAUUCUGCAUCAUAUUGGAAUUGGUCCUCAAGCUCAUUUUAUCAUCCCAUCUCGCGGCACCAAAAAGACUAUCUACAUUGCCACCAAGGAUUGCCAUUUGGUCUUAUUGUCCAGCUUGAUCAAGAAUACAGCAAACAACAAUGCAUUACUUCAAUUGGAUCUGAUAUCUCGCAUCCUCUGUCUUCGUGAUUGUGCUGACAACACUUCAAACUGUGGUCAAGUCGGUGAAACCCCAAUGAUUGUUGACUUUCGUAUUGAAAAGCAGUCGCAGGGUUAUGCCAAACUCGAUAUCCUGGACAAAUUCUACGAAGGAAACAGUGAAUUUCACUAUUCUGGAUUGAUGGAAAUCGCAAUCAAAACUACAAAUACUGUCAAGAUGGAUAUCAUGAACAAGUCACUGCAGGAGUGGAAGUUGUUGGAGAAUAUCGAACGAGCCGAAUCAGAGAUCAAUGGAUUGGUUAAAAGAUACGAUGGCAAGAUGAAAUUUGAAAACGAUUUACAACGAUAUGUCCAGGACCUCAAAACAACAGUUGCAGUUCUUAUAAAAUCUUGA